UCACUCAACCCUGAGGGCGGAGCUAAUUGCGGCUCCCAUCCCCGGCGCUCUGGCCCGUAAAGACGCUACUCUAUGGCACCUCGGGUUCCCUCUGCCUGCAUUCUGGAGGACCACACUCGUUUCCUUUUUGGCUGCGAGAGGUCCCGCCGCCGUGGCUGAGCUGGAAGAAAGAUGGCGGCUGCCGUGCGACAGGAUUUGGCCCAGCUCAUGAAUUCGAGCGGCUCUCAUAAAGAUCUGGCGGGCAAAUAUCGUCAGAUUCUGGAAAAAGCCAUCCAGCUAUCUGGGACAGAACAACUAGAAGCUUUGAAAGCUUUUGUGGAAGCGAUGGUGAAUGAGAAUGUCAGUCUUGUGAUCUCACGGCAACUGCUGACAGAUUUCUGCACACACCUUCCUAACCUGCCGGACAGCACAGCUAAGGAGAUCUAUCACUUCACCUUGGAGAAGAUCCAGCCUCGAGUCAUUUCCUUUGAGGAACAGGUUGCUUCCAUAAGACAGCAUCUUGCAUCCAUCUAUGAGAAAGAAGAAGACUGGAGAAAUGCAGCCCAAGUGUUGGUGGGGAUUCCUCUGGAGACAGGACAAAAACAGUACAAUGUAGAUUAUAAGCUGGAGACUUACCUGAAGAUUGCUAGGCUGUAUUUGGAGGAUGAUGAUCCUGUUCAGGCUGAGGCUUAUAUAAAUCGAGCAUCCCUGCUUCAGAAUGAAUCCACCAAUGAACAGUUACAAAUACAUUAUAAGGUGUGCUAUGCACGUGUCCUUGAUUACAGAAGAAAAUUUAUUGAAGCUGCCCAAAGAUACAAUGAACUCUCUUACAAGACAAUAGUCCAUGAAAGCGAAAGACUAGAAGCCUUGAAGCAUGCCUUGCACUGCACCAUCUUAGCAUCAGCAGGACAGCAACGUUCUCGGAUGCUCGCUACUCUUUUUAAGGAUGAACGGUGUCAGCAACUUGCUGCAUAUGGGAUUCUCGAGAAAAUGUACCUAGAUAGAAUCAUCAGAGGGAACCAGCUUCAGGAGUUUGCUGCAAUGCUGAUGCCUCACCAAAAAGCAACUACAGCCGACGGUUCCAGCAUCUUGGACAGAGCUGUUAUUGAGCAUAAUUUGUUGUCAGCAAGCAAAUUAUAUAACAAUAUCACCUUUGAAGAACUUGGAGCGCUUUUAGAGAUCCCCGCAGCUAAGGCAGAAAAGAUAGCAUCUCAAAUGAUAACAGAAGGACGUAUGAAUGGAUUUAUUGACCAGAUUGAUGGAAUAGUUCAUUUUGAAACACGAGAAGCCCUGCCAACAUGGGACAAACAGAUCCAAUCACUUUGUUUCCAAGUAAAUAACCUUCUAGAGAAGAUCAGUCAGACAGCCCCGGAGUGGACGGCCCAGGCCAUGGAGGCCCAGAUGGCCCAGUGAGCCCUUGCCACUCUGUGCACGCCGAAGCAUCGCCACUUGGUGCGGGUGGACCUCACUGCCCUCCAGAGCAUUUGCAUCAUGACCUUCCACAUUGCUGCCCUUUACGCCGGGUCCUUUAAAGAAGAUGCUAGAGAGGAAGUUGAGCAAUCAAACAUAGUAGUUCCCACGUACUGGGGUCUAUGUGUUAACCCAGCUCAGAUAUUUUGAAAACUUGUUCUUUAAGCAGAAGUGAAAGCUCUGUGAUGGAGAGACCUGGGAUUUGUGAGAACUUUGUAGUCAUGUAACUUCAGUGCUUUGUGCCUCUCCAAACGUGGUUACUCUAAUAAAUGGAGCAAUGGCCCAAAGAAAGGGAGUACUGGUUUUUAAU
This is a messenger RNA of Onychomys torridus (southern grasshopper mouse), 1759 nucleotides long. It is a transcript of the gene Cops4, whose product is annotated as COP9 signalosome subunit 4. The transcript is spliced from 10 exons. The record is from RefSeq and is a predicted model, not a curated record. Bases 172 to 1392 code for a protein of 406 amino acids. Gene Ontology annotation, cellular component: COP9 signalosome; cytosol. Lineage: Eukaryota; Metazoa; Chordata; Mammalia; Rodentia; Cricetidae.